AUGUAUUUCUCCAAGAUCGCUGUCGUUCUUUCCGUUGCCGUUUCGGCACUUGCUUUGCCCGCCCUUGAGGCACCCAAGCAGAAGCGUGCUGGUGUCCUGACUGUUCAGGACUACGCCGACUUCCAGGUCUCUGAUGGUGUUGCUGGAAAUGCGCUCGCCGAGGUCCAGGCCAACUUCCCUAUUGAUGAGAAUGACCUGGCCAACGUCGAUCCUGACGAUCUGGACAUCAUCAAGGCGGCCCGUGUGACCGCCGAGGCCGCCGAGACGGAUGCUGGUGGCUUCAACGACGCCAUCGACGCCGCGGGUGACGGUGCUGCGGCCGAUGCCCUGCAGGUCGGCAAGAUCAAGAACAAGGUUCUGAAGCUUAAGCUCGAGGUCCUGGCCCUGCAGAUCGACCAGGCCGUCAACGGCAACGACAACAGCGCCAAGAUCGACGAGGAGACCACCAAGCUGAACAAGAACAUCCAGCUCGAUGAAGAUGCCGCCGGCGAGACCAGCCAGAGCGUCGACUUCACCGGUGACGACUCCCCGUAG
Messenger RNA from Phaeoacremonium minimum UCRPA7, 534 nucleotides. Its product is annotated as putative small secreted protein. Bases 1 to 534 code for a protein of 177 amino acids. Lineage: Eukaryota; Fungi; Ascomycota; Sordariomycetes; Togniniales; Togniniaceae. The transcript is spliced from 2 exons. The record is from RefSeq and is a predicted model, not a curated record.